This is a messenger RNA of Myotis daubentonii (Daubenton's bat), 7606 nucleotides long. It is a transcript of the gene RBM41, whose product is annotated as RNA binding motif protein 41. The record is from RefSeq and is a predicted model, not a curated record. Gene Ontology annotation, molecular function: U12 snRNA binding; pre-mRNA intronic binding. Gene Ontology annotation, cellular component: U12-type spliceosomal complex. Lineage: Eukaryota; Metazoa; Chordata; Mammalia; Chiroptera; Vespertilionidae. Gene Ontology annotation, biological process: mRNA splicing, via spliceosome.
CAGAGUUGGCUGCGCAGAAUUCUGGGACUUGAAGUCCGAGGCCUGUUUAUCCAAGUUAGAGAAAAGGGCCUGUGGAAACAUGAAGAGGGUAAACAGCUGUGUGAAGAGUGAUGAUCAUGUCCUGGAAGAGUUAGAAACAGAAGGGGAGAGGCAGCUGAAAAGCCUCCUUCAGCAUCAACUUGACACCUCUGUCUCCAUUGAGGAAUGUGUGUCUAAGAAAGAGAGUUUUGCUCCUGGUACUAUGUAUAAGCCCUUUGGGAAGGAAGCAGCCGGAACUAUGACUUUGUCCCAGUUUCAAACAUUGCACGAGAAGGACCAGGAAAUUGCUGCCCUCAGGGAACUAGGGCUCAAUGAAACAGAAAUCUUGAUCUGGAAGAGCCAUGUUUCAGGUGAAAAGAGGACGAGACUGAGGGCAACCCCUGAAGCAAUACAGCACUGCCUUCAAGAUAUUGAAGAAAGGAUCUCAGAGCGUCAGCGCAUCCUUUGCCUGCCACAGAGAUUUGCUAAAAGCAAACAGCUGACCCGGCGAGAAAUGGAAAUAGAAAAAUCUUUAUUUCAGGGUGCUGAUCGUCACUCCUUCCUUAAGGCUCUUUACUACCAAGCAUACCACAAAAAGACAAGUGCAGACAAGUACAUGACCUCAAUGAAGAGGAAGAUAAAAUUAGGCACAAAAGAUGAACCCCAAAAGAAGAACAAAGGUGAUCCUAUGAACAACCUGGAAAAUUUUUACCAAGAGAUGAUAAUGAAAAAACGUCUUGAAGAGUUCCAACUUAUGAGAGGUGAACCCUUUGCUUCCCACUCACUGGUCUCAGCUACAUCAGUGGGAGAUAGUGACACAGCUGAGAACCCGCCAUUACUCCAGGACAAGGGAGAACAGGCAGCACAGGGUAAAGGUCCCAGUCUUCAUGUGGCAAAAGUUAUUGAUAAUUCACCUGAGCAGUGUUGGACUGGGCCUAAGAAGCUGACGCAGCCAAUAGAAUUUGUCCCAGAAGAUGAGAUCCAGAGAAAUCGUUUGUCAGAGGAAGAGAUCCGAAAAAUUCCUAUGUUUUCUUCAUAUAAUCCAGGGGAGCCAAACAAGGUGUUAUACCUGAAGAACCUUAGCCCUCGGGUGACCGAAAGAGAUCUUGUCUCAUUGUUCGCUCGGUUCCAGGAGAAAAAAGGACCUCUAAUUCAAUUCCGAAUGAUGACUGGACGAAUGAGGGGGCAAGCUUUUCUCACCUUUCCCAAUAAGGAUAUAGCAUGGCAAGCAUUCCGUCUAAUAAAUGGAUAUAAACUACAUGGGAAAAUUUUGGUGAUAGAAUUCGGAAAGAACAAAAAACAACAGUCUGAUCUCCAGUCUGCUUCUCUCAGAUCGUCUGCUACAGAAAACACUACAAAAACCAGUGGCAGCUAGAAGAUAUAUAGAUUAUGAGUCCCAGGAAGUCCUUCUUGCGUCAGAAUCUUGGAUCUAGGAUUUCUAUAUAGAUGGCAAUGUGUUUGGAAUUGAAGAGAAACUGAGGAAGAAAAAUCUAAUUAAGAUAAUCGCUUUAGCUUUUGGAAAGAAUUGGUAGAAAACAUUUUUUAUAAUCAAAGACUAUACAGGACAGACAAGAUACCAAGUGUGAAGGGUAGGGUACAAAGAGUAUCAUUUUCUCAGGAUAAAUUACAAAGGAUUAUUUCCAAGGAUAUUUUAAAUCUUUAUACUUUAUCUAUGGUCUUAAAUACUUAUCCCUAGAGAUAACAUUCUUUCCAAGACUGCCACCUAUAUACAGAACUAAAAAACUAAAAGUUGAAAUAUUAAUUAUUAGAGCCCAUUUGUUCCUAAUUGUAUUCACAUAGUAAAUCAAUGACUAGGACCUGGGCCUAAACAUCAACAAAUGCUGUUAAAUGAGAAAUAUCAGCAAUAACAGUAGGGCCUAAGACACAUGUCAGUACACAUAUUUAAUGAAUUCUUUCUAUUAAGUUAUCUGUGUCUUCAAAAAGCCAUAUAUUUUUCUAAUGAAAGCAUCUAGAUCUAAAUAGUGAUGUGCCCCUAGUCAUUAAACUAGCUACCAUUGAGUAAUCAUUGAAUCCCAAGCAAUAAACAUUGAAUAAGCAUCUAAUAUAUGUUAGGUAUAUGCAUUUUAGAAGAGGAACAUACUAGAAAAAAUACUAAAGGGGAAAUGGGAAGAAAGAGUUUUCUAGAAGAGAGGCAGCCACUCCCAAAUUCCCCACUUGUUUGUUUAUAGUUGCUGGAGAAAUGAAAUACAAUAUGGUAUAGAGGAAGUGGUACAAACGUUGGACUCACACCUGUGUUUGAACUUCACAGCCACACUUACCACUCCAUGACCUUGACAAGUCACUUAGUCUGAGCCUCAGUUUUCUCAUCUAUAAAAUGAAGAUAAUACUACUUACCUCAUUGAGUUGUAAGAAUUAAAUGAGAUGGUAUUAUCCAAGCUGAAGAACAGAAGAAAAAAAAGAACAGAAUAUACAAUCAUGAAGUACUCCAACAUACUUGCAAUGGGAGUACCAGAAAAAAAGAGAGAGAAAGAAAGCAGAAAAAAUAUUCUAAUAAAUAAUGGCUGUAAGCAUCCCAAAUUAAUGAGAAGCAUUAUCUUCACAUCCAAAAAUCUCAGCAAACUCCAAGUAGGAUAACAAGAAGAAAUCUACAGACACAUUAAAAUCAAAAUGAUAAAACACAAAGACAGAAAGUCUUGGAAGUAACAUGAGAAAAAUUAAACAUCACUCAAUGGAUUGCCAAUAAGAUUAACAGCUAACUUCUCAUUAGAAACAAUGGAGAUGGCAGUGGGAUAACAUAUUCAAAGUGCUGAAAGGAAAAAAUGUCAAUGUAGAAUUCUACAUCCAAUAAAACUAUUUCUCAAAAAUGAUGAAACAAAGACAUUCCCAUGUAAUCAGAAACGGAGAAUUUGGUGGCACACCUGAUUUACAGGAAAUAGUAAAGAAAGUUCUUCAGGUGGAAAGCAAGUGACCUCAGAUAGUAAUUUGAAUCUAAACAUGCAAAAUAUAACAUGGGUAAAUUUAAUUAUCCUAUAUAAUAAAAGGCUAAUAUGCAAAUUGACCAAAGGGUGGAACGACCAGUCGCUAUGAUGCGCACUGACCACCAGGGGCAGACUCUCAACUCAGGAACUGCCCCCUGGUGGUCAGUGCACUCCCAUAGGGGGAGCACCGCUCAGCCAUAAGCUGGGCUCAUGGCUGGCGAGCGCAGCAGCGGUGGCAGGAGCCUCUCCCACCUCUGUGGCAGCACUAAGGAUGUCCGACUGCCAGCUUAGGCCCAAGGAGCGGGCCUAAGCCGUCAGUUGGACAUCCCCCGAGGGUUCCCGGACUGCAAGAGGGUGCAGGCCGGGCUGAGGGACCCUCCGGAGUGCACAUAUUUCAUGCACCAGGCCUCUACUGUAAUUAUAAAAGACAGUUUAGCUUCAUUUUCCUUUUAAUUAAAAAGUGUUAUAGACCAGUAUGUAUGUAGUUGCAUUUUGGGGCCUAUAACAUAUGAAACUGUAAUAUAUUUGCCAAUUACAGAACAAAGGAAGUGAGUGGAAGCAAAACUAUUGAACUAAAGAAGUGACUCCAAAUGGUAACUCAAAUCCACUGGAACAAAUGAAGAAAACAAAAAAAGGGGAAAUAAGGUUAAUAUAAAAAGCUAUAAAUAUAUACUAGCUCCGCUUUCUUCUCUCUCCACUUCUUUAAGAGACAUAAAAUUAUGUUAAGUAGUAAUUAUAACAAUGUAUUAUAUUUAUAACAUGUAGAAAUAAUAUAUAUAGCAAUAAUAUCAUAAAAAAGUAGGAAAUGGAGUAGGUUUAUAUAGGAAUAAGUUUUUAUAUCUCAUCGGAAUUAGGACAUAUCUGAAGACAAUUUAGUUAGAAUGUGCAUGGUAAAUCUUAGAGCAAUCACGGUGAUAACUGAAAAUACAUAGUGAAAAUAUUUAAAAUUUAAAUGUUACAUUAGAAAAAUUUCAAUGUAAAGUAACACAAAAGGAGAAAUGGAGAAACAAAAGCAUGAGACAUAUAGAAAACAAACAGUAAAAAUGUAAUUCUUAAUAUACCUAUAUGAAUAAUAAUUAUUAUGAAUGGAUUAAACAAUGCAAUCAAAAGGCAGAGAUUGUUAGCCUGGGGGGGGGGGGAUGAGGGAGACAAGAUUUACCUCUAUGCAAUUUAUCAGAGUUGUAGAUUCAGAGAAACAAACAGAUUAAAGGUAAAAGGAUAGAAGGAAUUUCAGGCAAACGACAACUAUAAGAAAGUUGGAGUGACCAUACUAAUAUCAGACAAAGUGCCCUUUAAAAUGAUGACUGUUACUAGAGAUAAUGAGUGACAUCUUAUAAUGAUAAAAGAAUCAAUACAUCAGAAAGAUAUAAAAAUUAUAAAUAUGUAUGCACCUAACAACAGAGCACCAAAAUACAUGAAUCAAAAACUGAACUAAAUAAAGGGAGAAAUAUAUAAGUGUACAAUAAGAGUUGGGGAGUUUGCUACCCCAUUUUCAAUAAUAAAAUAACUAGACAGAAGAUAAACAAAAAAUUAGAAAACUUGAGAAAUGCUGUCAUGUACUAGGUGUACCAGUAAAUAAUGCGUAUUUUUUUCAAUAGAUGGAGUUACACAUAUGUUGAUAUAUAUGCGAUUUGAUAUGUAUGCUAUUUUGUUGUAUGGACAAGAAGCUUUGAAACUUCAUAUGUCAAAUUUUCUGAAGGUGUUAACAUCGUAGAUAUUUUUACACUUAAAAAUGUCGAAUUUCAUGCAAAAAAAACAUUUGCGGGAAGUGUUAAUUCAUUAUUUUGAAGAAAAGUGCUGCUGAAUACUUUGGGAAGCUUAUGGUGAACAUGCUCCAUCUCAAGAUACUUGCGAACGCUGGUUUAAAUGCUUUAAAAGUGAUGAUUUUGAUGUGAAAGACAAAGAACAUCCAGGUCAACCAAAAAAAUUUAAGUAUUAACCCACCCGCUGUAUUCACCAGACCUUGCUCCUUCAGAUCACCACUUAUUCUGAUCAAUGGCACAUACACUUUCUGAGCAGCACUUCAAAACGUACAAAGAAGUGGAAAAAUGGGUCUCUGAAUGGUUUGCCUCACAACAAGAAAAGUUCUAUUGGGACAUAUGCACAAAUUACCUGAAAGAUGAGGGAAAUGUGUAGCUAGCGAUGGACAUUACUUUGAAUAAAGCACUUUUGAUGUUUCUCUUGAAAUUAUCAUGUUUUUCUUUUAUUACAAAGUCCACAUUAUUAACCGGUACACCUAGUAUAUCUUAAAGAGAUCUGUAGAAUACUUCACCCAACAAGAGCAGAAUAUACAUUCUUCUCUAGUGCACAUGAAACAUCUACAGGAUAUACCAUAAAACAAACCUCAAAUAUAAGUGGAUUGAAGUCAUGCAAAGUAUUUCUCGGGACCACAUAGAAUGAAGCUAGAAAUAAAUAACACAAAGUUAGAAAACUAAAAAAUAUGAAUUAAACACACUUUAACAUGACUAGUGGGUUAAAGAAGAAAUCACAAGAGAAAUUAGGAAAUCUUUUGAGGUGAAUGAAAAUGAAGACUCAACAUACCAAGACUUUUGGGAUACACCUAAAGCAAUACUUUAAAAAUUAUAAGUACAAAUGCCUAUAUUUUUAAAAGAUCACAUAUCACUAACCUCACUUAAUACCUUAAAACACUGGAAAAAGAGGAUCAAACUAAGAGUAAGCAGAAGGAAAAAAAAUGUUUAAAUGAUAAUGGAGAAUAGAAAAACAGUUAAGUCAGUGAAAUCAAAAUUGGUUUUAUAAAACGCUUAAGUGACAAACCUUUUGGUAGAUUGACCAGAAAAAAAAUGAAAACCCAAAUUACUAGACUUGGAAAUUAAGGAGGAACAUUACUACCAACCUUAUAGAAAUAUAAAGCAUUAUGAAGGAACACUAUGAAUAAUCAUAUGCCAAUAAAUAUAAUACCCAGACUACUGAAGCCAAUGAAAAAAAUCUGAAGAGACCUGCACCAAAUAAAGACGUUAAUUAGUAAUGUUUCUAAAUACAAAGAAAAGGCCAGGCUCAAAUUGCUUCUCAAAUGAAUUCUAGUAAAUAUUAAAGAAGAAUUAAUACAGAUUCUUCACAAACUCUUCCAAAAAUAGGAGAAGGGAACACUUCUGAUAUGUACUACAACAUGAAAAAACCUGAAAACAUGCUGAAUGAAUUAACAGUAACAAAGACUACAUAUUAUAUGAUUCUAUUUAUAUGAAGUGUCUAGAAUUGACAAAUAUAGAGACAGAAAAUGGAUUAAUGAUUGCUUAGGACUGGGAGUGAUAGCUGAAGUGUGAGAUUUCUUUAGACAAUGAAAAUGUUCUGAAAUUGUAGUGAUUAUUGUAUAAUACUAAAUAUACUACAAACCAUGAUUGUAAACUUUAAAUGGGUAAAUUUUAUGGUAUGUAAAUUAUAUCUCAGUCACACGAAAAAGAAAUUGAAUGCAACCCAAAUGUCCAGCAGUAAGAAAAUGGAUGAAUAAAUUAUAGAACAUUAAUUUAGUGGAAUACUCUAUAGCCAUUAAAAUAAUGGGGCAUUUCUAUGAAUACAUUCUGAACUGUAUGGUGUCCAUGGUUUUAUAUCAAGUUAAAAAGCAAGAAAUAUGUACAGAUGAUCCAUAAACAACAUGCUUUUAACUAUGCAGGUUUAUUUGUACAUGAUUUUUUUUUCCAAUAAAUACCUGUGAUGUUUCUAUCUGUGGUUGGGAGUCCAUAAGAGCAGAGGGCUGACUAUGCAUUAAUCUAUACCAUUUUAUAUACAGGACUUUAGCAUCCACAGAUUUUUUUUUUCUGAGCAUUCGUGGAUUUUAGUAUUUUCAGGGUUUUCUGGAACCAAUCCCUCAUGGAUACCCAGAGACCACUAGGUUUCUGAGGAGUCAAAAGUAACAUACAUGUGGAUUUCUGACUAUGUGGGAUAUCGGUGCCCCUAACUCCCACAUUGUUCAAAGGUCAACUGUAUAAUAUGAAUACAUUUUUUUGUAAACAAAAGCAUUUGUAUAUAUAGUAUAUGUAUAUAUAGCUAUUUCUAAAUAAAUUUAGGAAAAAACUGGGAAAUAUACAUACCAAAUUAUAAAUCUUUUAGAGGUGGGAUUGGAUGGGCUGAAAGGGGACUUUUGCUCUAUGAAAUUUUUUAAGUGGUAUAGUUUGAGGUGAUUUUUUUACAAUUUUCAGCAUUUUUUUAAUUUAAAGUUUUUUUUAAUACUCUGCCAAUGAUGGCUUCCAGACUAUUUGUCAGACCUGCUCUGAGGAUAUCAUCUACCUAUACUCAGGGCAAACUUCUAUUUCUUUGAUAUAUUGCUCACUUAGGAUUAAAUCUCCACUCUUAAAUGUAGUUUAAGGGACAAGAAGUAAGUUAUCCUGUUAUAACCUCUUGCACAUGUUACACAGGGUCAUACUUCUAACCUUGACUUUUCAGGAGGAAUUUCUUCCUAUUGAAUGGAAAACCUCACUUAUACUCUUUACUAGAUCUAUGACCACUAACGAUAGAGGAAAAUAAAAGUGGAGGAUGAACCUCAACUGGUGCAUAUAUACUAGUAAACUGGUAUAUCCAUACAAUGGAAUUCUACUCAGCAAUAAAAACUAUAAUGAACAAUAAUACAUACAACAACUUGGAUGAAUCUCAAAUGCAUCUUGCUAAGUAAAAAAAAAAACCAAAAAACCAUAAAA